Molecule: messenger RNA, 4788 nt
Organism: Lontra canadensis (Northern American river otter)
Lineage: Eukaryota; Metazoa; Chordata; Mammalia; Carnivora; Mustelidae
Gene: ABCC2
Product: ATP binding cassette subfamily C member 2
Exons: 32
Coding region: 124-4758 (1544 amino acids)
Biological process (GO): transmembrane transport
Cellular component (GO): apical plasma membrane
Molecular function (GO): ABC-type transporter activity; ATP hydrolysis activity; ATP binding
Source: RefSeq, a predicted model, not a curated record
ACAUCAGAACAUCAGAAUGGGAGAUAAUGCAUUGCUGCUUGCAGUCCAGUUUCUCUGAGGAAAAGAGUAAAUAAAAAACAAGAGUCACAGGAGAGUCUUCAUUCCACAAGAGCUCCAGGAACCAUGCUGGAGAAGUUCUGCAACUCUACAUUUUGGAAUUCUUCAUUCUUGGAUAGCCCAGAAGCGGACCUGCCACUUUGUUUUGAGCAAACUGUUCUGGUGUGGAUUCCCUUGGGUUUCCUUUGGCUCCUGGCUCCUUGGCAGCUUCUUCGUGUGUAUAGAUCUAAGAUCAAGAGAUCUCCUAUAACCAAACUCUACCUCGCUAAGCAGGUGCUUGUUGGCUUUCUUCUUAUUCUAGCAGCCAUAGAGCUGGCCCUGGUACUCACAGAAGACUCUGGACAAGCCACAGUCCCUGCCAUUAGAUACACCAAUCCUAGCCUUUACCUGGGCACAUGGCUCCUGGUUUUGCUGAUCCAACACAGCAGGCGAUGGUGCAUACAGAAGGAUUCUUGGUUCCUCUCCCUAUUCUGGAUUCUCUCAGUACUCUGUGGCGUUUUCCAAUUUCAGACUCUGAUCCGGACACUCUUAAAGGACAGCAAUUCUAAUCUGGCCUAUUCCUGCCUGUUCUUCAUCUGCUAUGCACUACAGAUCCUGAUCCUGAUCCUUUCAGCAUUUUCAGAAAAAGAUGCCUCCUUAAAUAAUCCAUCAUUCACAGCCUCAUUUCUGAGUAGCAUUACGUUUAGUUGGUAUGACAGCAUAAUUUUGAAAGGCUACAAGCAACCUCUGACACUUGAAGUUAUCUGGGAUGUCAAUGAAGAGAUGAAAACCAAGACACUGGUCAGCGCGUUUGAAAAACAUAUGGUAGGAGAGCUGCAGAAGGCCAGGAAGGAACUCCAGAGACGGCAGCGGAGGAAGUCCCAGGGGAACACUGGAGAUGGGCUGCAUGGAUUGAACAAGAAUCAGAGUCAAAGCCAAGAUAUCCUUGUCCUGGAAGAAGUUAAAAAGAAAAAAAAGAAGUCUGGGACAACAGAAAACUUUCCCAAGUCCUGGUUGGUCAAGGCGCUCUUCAAAACUUUCUACGUCAUACUCUUGAAAUCAUUCUUCCUGAAGCUGGUGCACGACCUCCUCAUGUUUCUGAACCCUCAGCUGCUGAAGUUGCUGAUCUCCUUUGCAAAUACCCAAGACAUGUAUGUGUGGACCGGGUGUCUCUAUUCAGUCCUCUUCUUUGUGGUGGCCCUCGUGCAGUCUUUCUGCCUUCAGGGCUACUUUCAAAUGUGCUUCAUGCUGGGCAUCACUGUGCGGACAACCAUCAUGGCGUCCACAUACAAGAAGGCGCUGACCCUAUCCAACCAGGCCAGGAAGCAGUACACUGUUGGAGAAACAGUGAACCUGAUGUCUGUGGAUGCCCAGAAGCUCAUGGAUGUGACCAGCUACCUUCAUCUGCUGUGGUCAAAUGUUCUCCAGAUUACUUUAUCCAUCUACUUCCUAUGGGCCGAGCUAGGACCCUCUGUCUUAGCUGGUGUUGGGGUGAUGAUACUCCUAAUUCCAGUUAAUGGGAUACUUGCCUCCAAGAGCAGAGCUGUUCAGGUAAAAAAUAUGAAAAAUAAGGACAAACGGCUAAAGAUCAUGAAUGAAAUUCUCAGUGGGAUGAAGAUCUUGAAAUAUUUUGCCUGGGAACCUUCAUUCAAAAACCAAGUUCAUGGACUUCGGAAGAAAGAGCUCAAGAACCUGCUGACCUUUGGGCAGAUGCAGUCCGUGAUGGUGUUUCUCUUAUACUUGACUCCAGUCCUGGUGUCUGUGAUCACGUUUUCAGUUUACACUCUGGUGGAUAGCAAUAAUAUUUUGGAUGCAGAAAAGGCCUUCACCUCCCUCACCCUCUUCAAUAUCCUGCGCUUUCCCCUGAGCAUGUUUCCCAUGGUAAUCUCCUCCAUUCUCCAGGCCAGUGUUUCCAGAGACCGGCUAGAAAAGUACUUGGGAGGGGACGACUUGGACACCUCCGCCAUUUGCCGGGACUGCAAUUUCGACAAAGCUGUGCAGUUUUCAGAGGCCUCCUUUACCUGGGACCAGGACUCGGAAGCCACAAUCCAAGAUGUGAACCUGGACAUUAUGCCAGGCCAGCUGGUGGCUGUGGUGGGCACUGUGGGCUCUGGGAAGUCAUCCUUGAUGUCAGCCAUGCUGGGAGAAAUGGAAAAUGUCCAUGGGCACGUCACCAUCAAGGGCACCAUAGCCUAUGUCCCCCAGCAAUCCUGGAUCCAGAAUGGCACCAUAAAGGACAACAUCCUCUUUGGAUCCGAGUUCGAUGAAAAGAGAUACCAGCAGAUUCUGGAGGCCUGUGCCCUCCUGCAAGACUUGGAAGUACUGCCUGGAGGAGACCUGGCUGAGAUUGGAGAGAAGGGUAUAAAUCUCAGUGGGGGUCAGAAGCAGCGGAUCAGCCUGGCCAGAGCUACCUAUCAAAAUUCAGACAUCUACGUUCUGGAUGACCCCCUGUCGGCCGUGGAUGCUCAUGUGGGAAAACAUAUUUUCAAUAAGGUCUUGGGUCCCAAUGGCCUAUUGAAAGGCAAGACUCGACUCUUGGUUACGCAUAGCGUUCACUUUCUUCCCCAAGUGGAUGAGAUCGUGGUUCUGGGGCAUGGCACCAUCUUGGAGAAGGGAUCCUACAGCUCUCUGCUGGCCAAGAAAGGAUCGUUUGCUAAGAUUCUGAAGACAUUCACAAAACAGACGGGUCCUGAGGAAGAGGCCACAGUCAAUGAGGACACUGAAGAAGAUGAUGACUGUGGGCUGAUGCCCAGUGUGGAGGAAAUCCCUGAGGAUGUGGCCUCCUUAACCACAAAAAGAGAGAACAGCCUUCAUCGAACACUCAGUCGCAGUUCUAGGUCCAAUAGCAGGCAUUGGAAAUCCCUAAGAAACUCUUUGAAAACUCGGAAUGUGAACACCCUGAAGGAGGAAGAAGAAACAGUGAAAGGACAAAAAUUAAUUAAGAAGGAAUUCAUACAAACUGGAAAGGUGAAGUUCUCCAUCUAUCUCAAGUACCUAGGAGCAAUAGGAUGGUAUUCAAUAUUCUUCAUCAUCUUGGCCUAUGUGAUCAAUUCUGUGGCUUAUAUUGGAUCCAACCUCUGGCUCAGUGCUUGGACCAAUGACUCUAAAACCUAUAAUGGCACUAACUAUCCAGCGUCUCAGAGAGAUCUGAGAAUUGGCGUCUAUGGAGCUCUGGGAUUCGUGCAAGGUGCAUUGGUGCUCAUAGCAAAUCUCUGGAGUGCCCAUGGUUCCACUCACGCAUCGAACAUCCUUCAUAGGCAACUGCUAAGCAGUAUCCUUCGAGCACCCAUGAGUUUCUUUGACACAACACCCACAGGCCGGAUUGUGAACAGGUUUGCUGGGGAUAUUUCCACAGUGGAUGACACCCUUCCCUUAUCCUUGCGCAGCUGGAUAUUGUGCUUCCUGGGAAUAAUCAGCACCCUUGUCAUGAUCUGCACGGCCACUCCAGUCUUCGUCAUCGUCAUCAUUCCUCUUGGCAUCAUUUAUGUGUCUGUUCAGAUAUUUUAUGUGGCCACUUCCCGCCAGCUGAAACGCCUGGACUCUGUCACCAGGUCCCCAAUCUACUCUCACUUCAGUGAGACAGUGUCAGGUUUGUCCAUCAUCCGCGCCUUUGAGCACCAGCAGCGAUUUCUGCAACACAAUGAGAUGCAGAUUGACACCAACCAGAAAUGUGUCUUGUCCUGGAUUGUCUCCAACAGGUGGCUUGCAAUUCGUCUGGAGCUGAUUGGGAACCUGAUUGUCUUCUUUUCAUCCCUGAUGAUGGUUAUUUAUAAAGAUAACCUAAGUGGAGACACUGUGGGCUUUGUUUUGUCCAAUGCGCUUAAUAUCACACAGACCUUGAACUGGCUAGUGAGGAUGACGUCAGAAAUAGAGACCAACAUUGUGGCUGUUGAAAGAAUAAAUGAGUACAUAAAAGUGGAAAAUGAGGCACCCUGGGUGACUGAUAAGAGACCUCCCCCAGGUUGGCCCAGCAAAGGGGAGAUCCAGUUUAACAACUACCAAGUGCGGUACCGGCCGGAGCUGGAUCUUGUACUGAGAGGGAUCACUUGUGACAUUAGGAGCAUGGAGAAGAUUGGUGUGGUCGGCAGGACAGGAGCUGGGAAGUCCUCCUUGACAAAUGGCCUCUUCAGAAUCCUCGAGGCUGCAGGUGGCCAGAUCAUCAUUGAUGGAGUAGAUAUUGCUUCCAUUGGGCUCCAUGACCUCCGAGAGAAGCUGACCAUCAUCCCCCAGGAUCCCAUCCUGUUCUCUGGAACCCUGAGGAUGAACCUAGACCCUUUUAACAACCACUCAGAUGAGGAGAUUUGGAAGGCCCUGGAGCUGGCUCACCUCAAAUCCUUUGUGUCUGGCCUGCAACUUGGGUUGUCUCAUGAAGUGACAGAGGCUGGUGACAACCUUAGCGUAGGACAGAGGCAGCUGCUGUGCCUGGCCCGGGCUCUGCUUCGGAAAUCCAAGAUUCUGAUCAUGGAUGAGGCCACCGCUGCCGUGGAUCUGGAGACUGAUCGCCUCAUCCAGACAACCAUCCAAAAGGAGUUCUCCCACUGCACCACCAUCACCAUCGCUCACAGGCUGCACACCAUCAUGGACAGUGACAAGAUAAUGGUCCUAGACAACGGGAAGAUUGUAGAGUAUAGCAGCCCUCAAGAACUGCUGAGAAAAUUGGGCCCCUUUUAUCUGAUGGCCAAAGAGGCUGGCAUUGAAAGUGUGGACAGUACAUCAUUCUGACAGUAGGUCCCACGGGUUGGGAAGGACUAG